AUGUCAGACCUUACAGCUACCGUUUCCGAAACAGAACAUGGAUUCCUCGUCGAAGGCUACGAAAAGAUCUCCUAUGGUUUCACAUUCCUUGAUGGCGUCUUUGAAGUGAAGAACAGCCAACUUGCCAGCAUGUACAAGCCUUGGGGGCGCUGCUUGGCUGUGACAGACAUUAAUGUCUGUGGCAUUUAUGGUACACAGAUGGAAAACUAUUUCAAGGCUCACGAUAUCAACUUGGUUAUCCACAAGACAAAGAUUGGAGAGCAAGCCAAGACCAUGGAUACCCUCCUUUCCAUCUGCGAAGCUAUGAAUGAUUUCGGUAUCAUCCGUAAAGAGCCUGUUCUCGUUGUUGGUGGUGGACUUAUUACCGAUGUUGCUGGGUUCGCAUGUGCAUCCUACCGUAGAACAACAAACUUUAUUCGAAUCCCGACCACAGUAAUUGGCCUUAUCGAUGCCUCAGUAUCCAUUAAAGUCGCCGUAAAUCAUGGCAAACACAAGAACCGGCUCGGUGCUUACCAUGCCCCAAUGCACACUUUCCUCGACUUCACCUUCCUCAGGACUUUACCGGUAGCCCAGGUCCGAAAUGGUUUCGCCGAACUCGUAAAAAUUUCGACCUGUGCAGAUCUAAAAACCUUCGAGCUUCUUGAUAAGUACUGUGAGAAAUUGAUCUCUCACAGAUUCGGCCGUGCAGAUGGAAGUAGCGAAGAGCUGAAGAAAGCUGCCGACACAAUCAAUUACAGAGGGAUUCACGUCAUGCUGAAGCUCGAAACCCCUAACCUCCAUGAGCUUGCGCUCGACCGUGUCAUUGCAUACGGUCAUACCUGGUCGCCAACCCUUGAGCUUGCACCGGAGACUCCCUUGAGGCACGGCCAUGCUAUAUCUGUUGAUAUGGCUUACUCGGCGACACUGGCACGGAUGAUGAACCACCUAUCUGAAGAGCAACACAUGAGAAUUCUCCGCCUUUUCUCGAGGGCUGGAUUGACCAUUGACCACCCUCUCUUCGACGAAGUUCUAUUGGCCAAGGGUACGGAUGCUAUCUUGAAGACACGCGAUAAUAAGCUACGGGCUGCUAUUCCCGCCCCCUUGGGACAGUGUUGUUUUCUCAACGAUGUAACCAUGACCGACAUGAACGAAGCUCUAAGGUUGCAUAAGAUGAUUGUUAAAGAGUUUCCUAGACAGGGGGAAGGCCUUGACGCGUUUGUUGAUGCUUCCGACACUGGGGUGCCUGAUACUAAAGAGCGAGUUGUCCCCCCACCUCCAGCAAGAAUGGGUCGAUUCAAUAUGCUUCCAAAUUAA
This is a messenger RNA of Morchella importuna, 1293 nucleotides long. RefSeq lists its product as uncharacterized. The coding region runs from base 1 to 1293 and encodes 430 amino acids. NCBI's taxonomy places the organism in Eukaryota, Fungi, Ascomycota, Pezizomycetes, Pezizales, Morchellaceae. The transcript is spliced from 2 exons. The record is from RefSeq and is a predicted model, not a curated record. Gene Ontology annotation, biological process: antibiotic biosynthetic process. Gene Ontology annotation, molecular function: 3-dehydroquinate synthase activity.